AUGUAAACACGGUGAGGUCGCUGAAAAGUUCCACACUGUUAGUGCUGCAUGCGGACCUAGCGCACAGUUUUCGGCAUACAACAUUUCUUCAUGUCGUUUUUGACGCUUUAUUUUAUUUGCAAAUAAACCAACACAAUAAUUUGUCUUCCUUUUAACUUAGCCAUUUUUCAAGCAAGAUUUUCGCUCGUGCAUCCUCAUUAGCAUCUGGCCAGCGUGUGUUGCACGUGGGCAAGCAUUGCGGAACUGAAGCAUCGAUCAGACAAAAAGCUGAUAUUGCUUCCCAUAAUCGAAUCGAAGACUGCGUUAAAUCUGUACAAUUACAGUAUUGACAAUUUUAUUUAAAAAAAUGGCAACCCUGAUUUUAGAAGAUGGGACCACGUUCAAGGGCCGCCUUUUCGGGGCAAAUGCGUCAGUGUCUGGUGAAGUUGUGUUCCAGACAGGCAUGGUUGGCUACCCAGAGGCCCUGACUGACCCGUCCUACAUGUGUCAGAUCCUCACCCUCACCUACCCUCUGCAGGGCAACUAUGGAAUACCCCAGGAUGAGGAGGGGGACUUUGGACUCAGCAAGUGGUUUGAGUCUUCUAAGAUCCACGCUGCAGCCCUCAUUGUCGGAGAGGUCUCCCAGAACCCCAGCCACUGGAGCUCAGCCAUGUCUCUGGACCAGUGGCUCAAAGAGCAGGGCAUCCCCGGCCUAGAGGGAAUUGACACCCGUCGUCUGACCAAGAAGAUCCGUGAGAAGGGUACAAUGCUGGGGAAGCUGGUUGUAGACGGAACGCCCGAGGCCAACGUUCCAUUUGACAACCCUGACCAGAGGAACCUUGUCAAGGAGGUGUCCAUGAAGGAGCCCCGGGUGUUCAACCCCAGUGGUGCUGUCAGGAUCACCGCUGUAGACUGUGGCAUUAAGUACAACCAGAUCCGUUGCCUGUGUCAGAGAGGGGCCUGUGUCACCGUGGUGCCCUGGGAUCACCCACUGGACAGCACAGAUUUUGAUGGGCUGUUCAUCAGCAACGGCCCUGGGGACCCCCAGUUCUGUACGGAGACCAUAGACAACUUGAGGAAGGUGGUGUGUGUGGACAACCCCAAGCCUGUGUUUGGUAUCUGCCUGGGCAACCAGCUUCUCUCCCUCGCCAUCGGAGCAAAAACCUACAAAAUGAAGUAUGGGAAUCGUGGCCAUAACCAGCCCUGUAUCCACAAGGGCACAGAUCGCUGUUUCAUCACAUCUCAGAACCAUGGCUUUGCUGUGGAUCCCCUGACCCUGCCACAGGGCUGGGACGUGCUCUUCACCAACGCCAAUGACCAGACCAGUGAGGGCAUCGUGCACAACACCAAACACCUAUUCAGUGUCCAGUUCCACCCAGAGCACAUGGCAGGCCCCACUGACCUGGUCAGUCUGUUUGAUGUGUUUCUGGACACAGUCAGAGACCACAAGGAGGGCAAGAGUGGCAAACCAGUGAAGCAGAGACUGACAGAGCACCUGACCUAUCCUGGAUCUACCAAUCCGGAGGAAUUUGUUCGGCCACGCAAAGUCCUAAUCCUGGGUUCUGGAGGCCUCUCCAUCGGACAGGCUGGGGAGUUUGACUACUCUGGCUCUCAGGCCAUAAAAGCAUUGAAGGAGGAGAACAUUCAGACUGUGCUCAUCAACCCCAACAUCGCCACGGUGCAAACCUCCAAGGGUCUGGCUGACAAGGUUUACUUCCUGCCUCUCACCCCGGAGUAUGUCACUCAGGUGAUAAAGAAUGAGCGUCCAGACGGGGUCCUCCUGACCUUCGGGGGGCAGACUGCUCUUAACUGCGGGGUGCAGCUGACCAAGAGGGGAGUCCUGAAGAAGUAUGCGGUGCGCGUGCUGGGGACGCCGGUGGCUUCCAUUGAGAUGACUGAGGACAGGAAGAUCUUUGUGGAGAAGAUGGAGGAGAUCAAUGAACACGUGGCACCCAGCGAGGCCGCUGUGUCUGUGGAGCAGGCAGUAGCGGCUGCAGAGCGUAUUGGCUACCCUGUCCUGGUGCGCUCGGCCUUUGCCCUGGGAGGACUGGGCUCUGGCUUUGCCAACAACAGGGAGGAGUUGGCCUCUCUGGUGACAUCUGCCUUCGCCCACACUUCCCAGGUCCUAGUGGACAAGUCCCUGAAGGGUUGGAAAGAGAUUGAGUAUGAGGUGGUCAGAGACGCCUACGACAACUGUAUCACCGUAUGUAACAUGGAGAACAUUGACCCUCUGGGUAUCCACACUGGGGAGUCCAUCGUGGUGGCGCCCAGUCAGACGCUCAACGACUAUGAGUACAACAUGUUGAGGAACACUGCCAUCAAGGUCAUCAGACACCUAGGCAUCGUUGGAGAGUGUAACAUCCAGUACGCCCUCAACCCGGAGUCUGAGCAGUACUACAUCAUUGAGGUGAAUGCCCGUCUGUCUCGGAGCUCAGCUCUGGCCAGUAAAGCUACAGGAUAUCCCCUGGCCUACGUGGCUGCCAAGCUGGGAUUGGGCAUCCCGCUACCUGUCCUCAAGAACUCGGUGACCAACCAGACCACGGCUAACUUUGAGCCCAGUCUGGACUACUGUGUGGUAAAGGUCCCUCGCUGGGAUCUCAGCAAGUUCCUGCGCGUCAGCACCAAGAUAGGUAGCUCCAUGAAGAGCGUGGGAGAGGUGAUGGCCAUCGGCCGCAGCUUUGAGGAAGCCUUCCAGAAGGCUCUGCGGAUGGUGGAUGAGAACUGUGUGGGCUUUGACCACACCAUCAAACCAGUGUCUGACGAGGAGCUGCAGACCCCGACAGACAAACGUAUCUUUGUUCUGGCGGCUGCUCUCAGGGCAGGCUAUACAGUGGACCGCCUUUACGACCUAACCAAGAUCGACCGCUGGUUCCUUCACAAAAUGAAGAACAUCGCGGUCCAUGAGAAGGUGCUGGAGUCGUACAACCAGGACGAGAGCGCCAUGCCUCUGGAGGUGAUGAGGAAAGCCAAGCAGCUGGGCUUCUCAGACAAGCAGAUCGCCCUGGCUGUGCAGAGUACCGAGCUGGCGGUGAGGAAGAUGCGUCGAGAUUGGAGCAUCCUGCCUGUGGUGAAGCAGAUCGACACUGUGGCGGCGGAGUGGCCCGCCCACACCAACUACCUGUACCUGACCUAUAACGGUACGGAAAGCGACCUGGGCUUUGGAGAACCCCAUGUCAUAGUAAUCGGCUCUGGGGUUUACCGCAUCGGCAGCAGUGUGGAGUUUGACUGGUGCGCUGUGGGCUGUAUCAUGGAACUCAGGAAGAUGGGCUAUAAAACCAUCAUGGUGAACUAUAACCCAGAGACUGUCAGCACAGACUACGACAUGUGUGAUCGUCUCUACUUCGAUGAGAUCUCCUUUGAGGUUGUGAUGGACAUCUAUGAGAUGGAGAACCCAGAGGGAGUGAUCCUGUCCAUGGGGGGCCAGCUGCCCAACAACAUCGCCAUGUCCCUCCACAGGCAGCAGUGUCGUAUAUUGGGCACCUCCCCGGAGUUCAUCGACUCUGCUGAGAACAGGUUUAAGUUCUCCCGCAUGCUGGACACCAUUGGCAUCAGCCAGCCCCAGUGGAAGGAACUCACUGAGAUUGAGUCAGCCAUGAAGUUCUGUGAGACUGCGGGCUACCCCUGCCUGGUGCGUCCCUCCUACGUGCUGAGUGGAGCGGCCAUGAACGUGGCGUACACAGACAGCGACCUGGAGAAGUACCUUAGCAGCGCUGUGGCCGUGUCCAAGGAAUACCCCGUGGUCAUCUCAAAGUUCAUCCAGGAGGCCAAGGAGAUAGACGUGGACGCGGUGGCGUGCGACGGCGUGGUGAUGGCCAUCGCUGUAUCGGAACAUGUGGAGAACGCCGGGGUGCACUCUGGGGACGCCACCCUGGUCACACCCCCCCAGGACAUCAACCAGAAGACCAUGGAGCGUAUCAAGAUGAUCGUCCAUGCCAUCGGACAGGAACUGCAGGUCACCGGGCCUUUUAACCUGCAACUCAUCGCUAAGGAUGACCAGCUGAAGGUGAUCGAGUGCAACGUCCGUGUCUCCCGCUCCUUCCCAUUCGUCUCAAAGACUCUUGGAGUGGAUCUGGUCGCCCUGGCAACGCGCGUCAUAAUGGGAGAUAAGAUGGAGCCCGUGGGUCUGAUGAAAGGAGUGGGCAUCGUGGGCGUCAAGGUCCCCCAGUUCUCGUUCUCUCGUCUUGCCGGAGCUGAUGUGGUGCUGGGGGUAGAGAUGACCAGUACUGGGGAGGUGGCCUGCUUUGGAGAGAACAGAUACGAGGCCUAUCUGAAGGCCAUGCUCAGCACAGGCUUCAAGAUCCCCAAGAAGAACAUUCUGCUGUCAAUUGGCAGUUACAAGAACAAGAGUGAGCUGCUGCCUACUGUUCAGGCGCUGGAGAGUCUGGGCUAUGACCUGUAUGCCAGUCUGGGGACUGCUGACUUCUACACUGAGCAUGGAGUCAAGGUGAUGGCGGUGGACUGGCCAUUUGGGGAGGAGGAGAGCGACUGCCCCAACAAGGACAAGCAGAGGAACAUCUUGGAAUACCUGGAGGACCACCACUUUGACAUGGUCAUCAACCUCUCUAUGAGGAACUCCGGAGGCCGACGCCUCUCCUCCUUCGUCACCAAGGGUUACCGCACCCGCCGCAUGGCCAUCGACUACUCCGUGCCCCUCAUCAUUGACAUCAAGUGCACCAAGCUGUUUGUCCAGGCGCUGCGUCUGGUUGGCAGCUUCCCGCCCGUCAAGACUCACGUGGACUGUAUGACGUCACAGAAGUUGAUUCGCCUGCCUGGUCUGAUAGAUGUGCACGUCCACCUGCGGGAGCCGGGUGCCACCCACAAGGAGGAUUUCUCCUCGGGCACAGCGGCUGCCCUGGCAGGGGGCGUCACCAUGGUAUGUGCCAUGCCCAACACGGCACCUGCCAUAAUCGACCCCAGCUCCUUCGCCAUGGUCCAGAAGCUUGCCAAGGCAGGGUGUCGGUGUGACUAUGCCCUUUACGUCGGAGCGACUUCAGACAACUCCACCAUCUUGCCCUCCAUCGCUAACUCCGCCGCUGGGCUGAAGAUGUAUCUGAACGACACCUACUCCACUCUGAAGAUGGACAACGUCUCAAUGUGGAUGGAGCACUUUGAGAAGUGGCCCAAGCACCUGCCAAUCGUGGCACACGCAGAGAAGCAGACUGUGGCAGCCGUCUUGAUGGUGGCCCAGCUGUACCAGAGAGCUGUACAUAUCUGCCAUGUGGCCAAGAAGGAGGAGAUCCUGAUCAUCCGUGCAGCCAAGCAGAAGGGCAUCCAGGUGACGUGUGAGGUAGCACCCCACCACCUCUUCCUGUGUGAGGAGAACGUGGUGGACAUUGGGGACGGCCGGGCACAGGUCCGCCCCAUGCUGGGCACCAGGGAGGACAUGGAGGCCCUCUGGGAACACCUGGACAUCAUUGACUGCUUCGCAACUGACCACGCCCCCCAUUCAGUGGAGGAGAAGAACUCAGAGAAGCCCCCACCAGGUUACCCCGGCCUUGAGACCAUGCUGCCCCUUCUCCUCACCGCCGUCAGCGAUGGGCGCCUCACCAUCGACGAUAUCAUCAAGCGCCUGUACGACAACCCCCGCAAAAUUUUCUCCCUUCCCGCACAGGCCAACACCUAUGUAGAGGUGGACCUGGAGCAGGAGUGGGUCAUCCCCAAACACAUGCAGUUCACCAAGUCCAAGUGGACGCCCUUUGAAGGCAUGAAGGUGAAAGGCAAGGUCCGCAGAGUGGUGCUCAGAGGAGAGGUGGCCUACAUCGACGGACAGGUGCUGGUCCCGCCUGGCUAUGGGGAGGAUGUGAAGACUUGGCCUGCACCCAUCCCCCUCCUCCAGCCCCCUGAGCCAGUGAAAGAAAUCCCAAAGACCCCAGAGCACCCCCGGCUGACCCCUCCAUGUGAGGGCAUCCGUACAUGCGCCCAGAGUCCUCGCCGUUCCGCUGGGGACGGGCGCUACAUGCUCCCGCCUCGCGUUCACAGGUCCUCCGACCCAGGCAUGCCCCCAGAGAUGGCCCCUGCAGCUGGGGACAGUUACAGCCAUCCCCCUCCCCUGGCCAGGAUCCUGUCCCCUCGGGCUGAGGCAGCGGCAGGGCAGCCCCUGGCCCACCUCCAGACCUCCCCAGUGCUCCACCCCCUAGUGGGACAACACGUCCUCUCUGUCAGGCAGUUCAGCAAGGAACAGAUCUCUCACAUGUUUAACGUGGCCCAUACUCUUCGCCUGAUGGUUCAGAAAGAGAGAAGCCUUGACAUCCUGAAGGGUAAGGUGAUGGCAUCCAUGUUCUACGAGGUCAGCACGCGCACCAGCAGUUCGUUUGCAGCGGCAAUGCAGCGUCUGGGUGGCUCCGUGGUCCAUUUCUGUGAGGCCACCUCCUCGUCGCAGAAGGGCGAGUCUCUGGCGGACUCGGUCCAGACCAUGAGCUGCUACGCUGACGUCCUGGUGCUGCGACACCCCACGCCAGGGGCCGUGGAGUCUGCAGCGAGGCACUGCCGGAAGCCGGUGAUCAACGCUGGGGACGGGGUUGGGGAGCACCCCACGCAGGCCCUGCUGGAUGUAUUCACCAUCAGAGAGGAGCUGGGUACGGUCAACGGCAUGACGAUCACCAUGGUAGGGGACCUGAAGCAUGGCCGCACAGUUCAUUCCCUGGCCAGGCUGCUCACCCAGUACAGGAUCACUCUGCGCUACGUCGCCCCAAAGAAUCUCCACAUGCCCUCCGAGAUCAUUGACUUUGUGGCCUCCAAAGGCAUCAAGCAGGAAGAGUUUGAGAGCAUUGAGGAGGCCCUGCCUGACACUGACGUCCUCUACAUGACCAGGAUUCAGAAGGAGAGGUUUUCCUCCGAGGAAGAGUACAAAGCGUGCUUCGGUCAGUUCAUCCUCACCCCACACAUCAUGACUGGAGCGAAGAAGAAGAUGGUGGUGAUGCAUCCUCUACCGAGAGUCAAUGAGAUCAGUGCGGAGGUGGACACUGAUCCUCGUGCUGCCUACUUCCGGCAGGCUGAGAACGGCAUGUACAUCCGCAUGGCCCUCCUGGCCACUGUGCUGGGCAGAUGAUCGGUAGAUAGUUGGACACACCCCACUGUUGGGAUUGCGAGAGCAAUAUGGACCAAAUGUAUUAAGGUCUCAGUAAGAGUGAGGGGGCACUACUGGUGAUCACAAUGAUGAAACCGCUCCAACAGUCUAUAUACAGUCACAUGUUUAGUGUGUACUCCUCUUCAACCCUGGUAUUUCUCCCGGAAUGAAUUAGUAUUAUCACUUAACAACAAUUACUGUUCCAUGUUACAGAUAUCAGUAUGUAGUUCAUAGAAUACUUUAUUUUUGUAUCACUGACUGGAGUCGUCUGGUGUUGAUUGUAUGAUUUGUUGGACUCUUUUUAGGUGUUUUAUAAAUAAUAAAAUGUGAAUGGUUUUGUA
This is a messenger RNA of Salvelinus namaycush (lake trout), 7386 nucleotides long. RefSeq names its product CAD protein-like. The coding region runs from base 347 to 7027 and encodes 2226 amino acids. Gene Ontology annotation, cellular component: carbamoyl-phosphate synthase complex; cytoplasm. Gene Ontology annotation, molecular function: carbamoyl-phosphate synthase (glutamine-hydrolyzing) activity; ATP binding; metal ion binding. The transcript is spliced from 42 exons. The record is from RefSeq and is a predicted model, not a curated record. NCBI's taxonomy places the organism in Eukaryota, Metazoa, Chordata, Actinopteri, Salmoniformes, Salmonidae. Gene Ontology annotation, biological process: 'de novo' pyrimidine nucleobase biosynthetic process; L-arginine biosynthetic process; L-glutamine metabolic process.